AUGUAUUCCAUCCGCAACUCCAUGACUCGCGCAAUGCGCGCAAAACAACGCAACUCCGUUGCAAAACUGCAAGCCUCACGUCUCGCCCAGAGAAAGUUCGCCACCUCGCCAAAUGAAAUCGCAGAUAACCGUAGGACGCCCAUGUGGCUAUAUGGCACCGUCGCUGCCGGGGCUGUCGGAAUGCUCUACCUAUGGAAGUCGGGAAAUCGGAAUGCGAAGGCUGCGGCUACGAAGUCGAUUCCGGAGCAUCAUGGGGGGAUUCGGUACAUGCAAAGACGGAUGAGGGUCAUUAGGGUGGUCUAG
Penicillium cataractarum is the source of this 303-nucleotide messenger RNA. RefSeq lists its product as uncharacterized. Bases 1 to 303 code for a protein of 100 amino acids. Lineage: Eukaryota; Fungi; Ascomycota; Eurotiomycetes; Eurotiales; Aspergillaceae. The record is from RefSeq and is a predicted model, not a curated record. The transcript is spliced from 2 exons.